UGGCAACUGCGCGACCGUAGACACGCAGCGCCCACAUACACAUACACACACCCCACACACGCAAGCGCCUCCCCUUUCGCCCCUCCCCGUCUUCGCCACAAACAGCGCCGGCUGCCAAUCCCGCCUGCUGCUCGUGCUGCUGCACAGACUCCGCACUCUCCUGACAGCGCCACAACAUGAGUGCCUGGGCAGCAGCCUCGGAGGAGCCUCUGCUCUGCCCUGCUGCCUGCUGCCUCUCGCGGCUGGAUUAAUCGCGGCUGUUGCUCCGGCGCCAAGGGCGGGCUGCCUGCGCGGGUGUGCGUUCGCCCCGCUUCUGCUGCUUUUCCUGUGCGCCCGGGUCGAGGAUGGGGACAUUUAAAGGACCAACUCAACAAGCGGAGGAGAGAGUUUGGUGGUAGGGGGGCUCAGGACGAGACCCCCAGCCCGCCCCAUCCCCUCAGCAGCGCCCCAGGAGACAAGCACUCCGCUGAGGAGGACCCUGCAGGCGGCCAGAUUUUAUUAUUGGCUGAACUUGGCCAGGCACAACUGGUCCUGAUGGGGGACUCGGGAUCAAGGCGUUCCAUCAUUGUGUCCCGGUUGCCAAUAUUCAGGAGAAGUAUUAGCCGAAGACACGACUCCCUUCCGUCAUCGCCUACGUCUAAUAGUACCAUUGGUGUUCACAGCUCUUCUCCCUCUAGCACCAACUCUAGCUCAGGUAGCACUGGCAAACGCAGGAGUCUCUUCCGCACCCCUUCCAUUAGCUUCCACCACAAGAAGGGGAGUGAACAGAAAGCCGAAUCUCCAAGCCAAAACGCGGGCAUUUCCAAUGGUGCUCAGCCUAGCCACACAUUGCAAAAGCUCAGUUUGGAGGAGCAUGUGAAAAGCAGAGGGAGGCAUUCUGUAGGGUUUGGAAGUUCGCGAAGUAAGAAAAUCACGAGAUCCUUGACAGAGGACUUUGAGAAGGGGAGGGAGCCUUCAACCAAUAAGAAUGUCUUCACCAAUUGCAUACGGUCUGGGAAGAAUGAUGGUGAUGAUUCUGGCUUUACAGAGGAACAAAGCAGAUCUUCUCUUAAACAUUCCUCAAGGAAGCUUCUUCCCAAAUCCUUCUCAACACACUACAAGUUUUCAAAGCCAGUCCCUCAAAGUCAAUCCAUUUCCUGUGUACGGCCAUCUUCUUGCCUCCUGGAUAUUAAACCUAAUGUUGAAAGUGAACCUGCAUUGGUGAGAUCUCCUCCUUCACGUUCUCCCGAGGUCAUAGAAUGCAUUGGCAGCUCUUUGCAGUCACCGUUGCUUUCUGCUGACCUGACCACGGUCCAGACCCCUUCCGAAUUUCUAGCAUUGACUGAAGAUUCCAUCUCGGAGGUUGAUGGGCUGCCCCACUGUGCAAAUUCACACGCAGAAACUUUUGUCCAUAAUGUUUCUACCUCUCAAAUCUUCCUCAACUCUGUUGCUGCUCCUCCUCUUCUUUUGAAGAAAACUGAUUGUGCAGAAAGUGUUUCACAUUGUGCUGUUAUAUCACCCAAAAAUCACAGGGCUAGAAACUUAACGCUCAAUGAAUCUAGUACCGUAUCUGAAAUCUGUGAUGCUAAUCAAAACCAUGCAAAAGUAUUAUUGCAAGAACAUCCUGCUAAAAUGACCAGCCACCUGGAAGAUGUACGCUCAGGAGCUGAAGCACAAUUAAAACCUUUUGUCUUAAACCAGGGAGAAAUAGCUGAACAUUCUCUAAAAGCACAGGGAUUGCAUCGGGACCAACAAGAAAUGAGAGCACUGGAACACAUUAGAGAAACUCUUCCAACUUCCGAUUCUAAGAUAAUCCCUCCAUCUUCUGAACCUCAGUCGUUUCAAACGCAGCAGAGAUACGAAGUGAACCAUUCAAAGGUAAAUCUUGCCAGUAGUUUUAGCCCAUAUCGAGAAGGAAGGUUCAUAGAAAAACGGCUGAGAUCGUCCUCAGAAGGCACUGCUGGAAGCAGCCGGAUGAUCUUAAAACCAAAGGAUGGAAACCCAGAAGACAUGAACAGUUUGCGAAAGCAAAGGGCUGGCUCCUCCUCAUCGAAAAUGAACAGCCUGGAUGUAUUGAAUAACUUGGGCUCCUGUGACUUGGAUGAAGAUGACCUUAUGCUUGACAUGGAAUUCCUAGAAGAGCAGCAUCAUCGUCAUUCUGUUUGCCGAGAAGAUUCACACCAGUCCAUAGUCUCAUGUGCUGCAGUUCUCCUUACUCCUAUUGAGGCAGCUGUUGAAGGGAAGAAAAAGGAACAGCCAAAAAUGCCUGAAGUGGCCAAACAGAAUCUUUCUCUCAAGUUGUCAAAGGAGGUGGAUCGAGGAGAAGCUAGGUGCCCUCGGGUCAGCCAGUUAGCCAGCAGCCCAUCUGUGGAGUGGCCUUUUGCAGCCAUGGAAGAAGGUGGAGGGAUGGAAUCGUUGCCUUUCCGGUUGAUGAUGCAAGACUGUACAGCAGUCAAAACAUUACUGCUGAAAAUGAAGAGGGUUCUUCAAGAGAGCACGGAUAUGAGUCCUGCCAGCAGUACCAAUUCACUUCCUGUUAGCCCACUUACUGAAGAACCAUUGCCUUUCAAGGAUAUAAUGAAAGAUGAAUGUUCAGCACUGAAGCUGCAAGUGAAGGAGAGAGAUGAACUCAUUUCCCAACUCCGUGAAGAGCUGGAAAAAGCCCAACAUUUACAGAGGACUCUGGCUUCCCAAGUCGAUAAAUCCACACAGACUGAACUUGUAGGCCAUGAUGCUACAUAUCCAAACAAAAUGGUGAGCCAAACUCUCAACACAAAGGACAGAAAGUCAGCACAUACACCCACCGAGGACCAUUUUAGAUGUUCACCAGGCAACCAAGCAACCUCCUACGAAAGCAAAAGCUGCCAGCUGCCAAGUGUGUGCCUCAGCAACUUCCUGAAAGAAAAAGAAAUGGUGGAAGUAAUCAAGCACACGAAAGACACUUAUGAAGCCCUUGCUGCAGAGAUGAAUCAGAAUGGCUUAGUGGGAGAGGCACAAAGCACGCCGAAGCCAGUGGCCAAAGCUGAGAAUGUCCCUGUUUUCACUGGGUCUCUGAUGGAUCACACUCCUGUCCCCCGACAACACUCUACUUUCAUAGGGAGGCUGGGACAGCCUCCAAGAGGACCCAUCUCUUUACACAUGUACAGCAGGAAAAAUGUGUUCCUUCACCACAACCUUCAUACAUCUGAGCUUCAGACUUUAGGCCAGCAAGAUGGGUAAAUGGAGUCAGCACAUAUUGUUGCAGACAAUGCUUCAAGGGGACACGAUGCUAAUUUAAAGUUGACUUUAAAGAUGUCAUCAGCUGCUACCUACAAUUUGUUUUAAAUUUAUUAUUGUUGUACAUGAGAUCUGAACUUGCCCUGUAAAUGAAGGAGUGGGGUGGGGGUGGGAAGGAAAGGAAAGGGGAAGGUUAGCAUGUUAACUUAUGUAAGUAGUUGGAAUGUCUUACGGAAUUCACCAAGUGUGAAAUCCUGAGUUUAGUGAAGUCAAUGAUGAAGCUGUAUUGGCUUAAUCAUGAAUGGAUGGGACCAUCUUCAUAUGUCUGAAAGAGGCCCAACAUUUUGUUUGUACCAUCAACCAUUCAGUUACCUAAGAGUUCAGAAGAUGAUAUCGAAUAACAUGCUGUUCUUUUACUAAUGUUACCGUGAAAGUAGAUGUGAGGAAUGAAUAGAGAAUUAGUAAGAAAAAGAAUCCCAAGCUGGUACAAAUUGGGGCGAGGUAACAAUUGUCUUUAGGACAAUUGUCCAUGUGUUUCUUGUUUUGUUUUUUGCUUGGUUGUAUGGUUGGUUUUGUAUUAUGAAAUUUGCUCACUCAUCAGUUAGAGCUUGCCUGCCCAUGCUGGGCUCAUUUGCAGAAAUGACAGAGCGGGUUACACACAAACCUAAGAACUGUAUCAGGACAAGGUCCAUCUUGUUCAGCCUUCGGUUCCUAAAAGAAAUUAUUUGGAUGCUUUAAGGCAUUCCUAAGCAGGGCAUGAAAUGGAUUGCCUUCUUCUGUUAUUUAUACAGAGAAAUCCUGCCUCUCUAUGACUGUUCUAUUUAGCUUACCACAACCAAUAGCCAGCACUCAUUUUGUUUUAGCCCAAUCUUCUUCCUCUGUUGCUAUAUUAAGAUGUAUCAAAUUGGGGCAAUGCAUUUGUGCUUUGGCCAAAGAUCUCUCCUUUUUAUAUAGAAUGUGACCAGCGUAACUCAUAGAGUAAUGUCAAGUCCAGCACUUCACAUGACAACUGAAGCAAUCAUUCUGAAGAUCCAGUCCCCAGUUUGACCAUGCCUAGAUAGCUUUCAUGUUAGCACUUCUGCUGUAUGUUCUUGAUCAAACAUUUUCUCCUAGUGCCCUUUGCUUCGUUACCACCAUCCUGGCAUAACAUGGUUUCAGCUGGAGCCUCCCUUAAAGAGUAGAUGUAUUAAGACACAUCAGUACAGAACAAUCCAGAGUAAAAAUAGGUUUACUAGGAUGGUUUACUAGGAUGAUCUUUAGGUAUCCAGUCCCAGAAAACUGAGUAUCCAAGAUGGGCGGUGACUGCUUAGCCAAGCAUAACAGCAUAACCCAUGCCAUUAUUCUAAAACUGAUGUGACAUCUGCAGAAAGAUGGUAUAUCAGCACUGCAGGCCAAGCUUUAGGGUUAGAAUGCCAGGCAUUUUCAGGGAGUACUUACCUCAUAUUCACUUGCUUGUUAAAUCGGUAUGUCAGUGAAUGGAAAUGGAAGGUAUCAAUGCCACAGAAUUUUAAAAAAACAGCAGAGCUUUAAAACAGCAUUUGCUGUCGAUGAACAGAAGUAUUUUAAGAUAGCACAGCCUGUAGGAAGGCCACUUAUUUUCAUGUCAAAUAACUAGUUACAUUGAAGUCAUCCCAAUGGCAUAUGGAACAUUGAUCAUAAAGGAAUCCAAAGCCAUCUGCAACAGCAAAGGGCUUCCAAACUGUUCUCAGUAUAAUGUCCUAGGUGACAUCUUUGUUCUAGUCUUACGUGAGUAACUUGGCUAGAUUGAACAAUGUGCAAUACAGAACAUUAAGCUUUGUUUAAAAUGCUGUGGUAAAUUCUUGGCCCACUCCUGAUCUGUAGGAUGAAGUAAGCUUCUAUAUCCAGACCCCCUUGCUGGAUGCCCCCAGUGAGCAGAAAGACCCUAAGUAGAACAACAAAGACCAUAUCUAAGACCUGGUGAUGUUCAGGUGCAUGGACCACCUGCUGCACAUGCAUCUUCUAGCAGUGGGUCAACAUAUUCAGCUUUGACACAUUUCAUCCACCUGUUGGGGAUGAAAUGUGUCAAAGACCACCUGAGACCAGAAAGGCAUACUUGGGAAGUGCCCCAUUUUAUCUUCUCAACAAUCUAGUACAAGGGUUCCUUACACUUUCUUACAUACAUCAUCACAUUACAUACACUUUCAUCACAUACAUAUCCUGUAUCGGAGCUCCGCGGAUCAGGGCCAGUAGGUUUUCAUAUUGAUGCAAAUAUAACUUGAAUUGGAAAUAUCUCCUGCAGUAAAGGCACGUGCUAACAGAUUUGCAGGAUGUUAUAUAUAUGAACCCAGUUUACAUAUAUUCUAACAGCUUGAUGAGAUAUUGGCUGACAUACUGUGCAACAUUAUGCAUGUGGUGGAACAUAACGUGUGCAGUUAAGCAAGAGUGCAAGAGUGCAGUUGCACAAGCACAAGAAAUGCACAAAGGGAGUUGUGCAACAGUGAAUCCAUUGUGUAACAAGCAGUAUGUCAGCCAUUUAUUCAUAAGGAAUUCUCUUGAAACCAGUGCAGCAGAAUAAUGGGACGCAUAUAUUGUUCGAGACAUAUUUUGUCUCCUACUAAUAAAUGGAACAUGAACAAUUUUAGGGUUGUCAGAGGUGAGAUGAAAGUGCAUGACUCAAGACAAAGAUCUAAAAAGAAUCUUCCAUUUUGUCAAAGAUGGAUCAACAUGUGGCCUUUCAAAUCUGUUGAGAGCUAGGGCAGUACAAGUGUUGGAGUGACUACUGGACUAGAACCCUGCUGAGCUAGAUUUGAAUACUGAUUGCAUGAAGCUCACCCAUCAGCCUUGGGUCCAUCACAUAAAAUGGGGUAUUUCCCAAGUACGCCUCUCUGAUUCCCUUGGAUGGAGGAGAGUGAGAAAUAAAUCAAUAUGACAAAUAUGACAAACAAUUAUAUAUGACAAAUACUUAUAUACCACUUUACACACACACACACACACACACACACACACACGGCUUCCUGUCCCCAAAUGGCUCACAAUCUAAAAAAGAAACAUAAGAUAGACACCAGCAACAGUCACUGGAAGUACAGUGCUGGGGAUAGAUAGGGCCAGUUGCUCUCCCCCAACUCAGUAAAGAGAAUCAUCACUUUCAAAAGGUGACUCUUUGCUCAGUUAGCAAGGGAAAUAAACACAUUCUGCAAAAUUACAAUGCAAAACGGCAGCUUCAACGAAGGAGAUCACUGUGAGUAGAUUUGCCCAUCUUAAUCAGAAAAGCCUGGCCUGGUUCUUCUGAUAUUGCCCUCCUGGUGUGGGAGAUACUGCAGCCCCACUCCUUCCUGCUCUGCCAGUCAGGCUUCUUGGUUGCUUUCAAAGUGCAUCAUCGAUGUAUCAUGGAGUUCAGUGUUCACCUUUGCAUUUUCAUCUCAGUCCUCUGUUAAUGAUACAGCUGACUGAAAAGGGCAUCUGAAGACUGUUAACUAAGGAUGUGCACAGAAGCGGGCAGGGGUAGUUUGAUGGCGGGGGUCGCUUUUUAAGGGUGGGGGAGGGUGCACUUCCUCCACUCCCGCCCCUCCCAAUGCUUGGUAUUUGCAAUGUCUGACGGAGAGGCAGCAUACCUCCCUGCAUCUUUGUCUGCUCCCUGGCCAGAAGUGGCCGGAAGUAGCUGGCACACGUGUCAGGGAGCGGACGGGGCAGCAGGGAGGUAUGCUGCCGCCCCGUCGGACUUUGCAAAUAUCGAGUGCUGGCGGGGGGAAAGCAGAGGGUGGGAUAAGUGCACCCUCCCCCACCCUUAUGGUGCGAAACACCCCCCCGCCUUCGAUCGUCGAACCUCCUAGUGUUUGAACCUGUUCGGAGGCCCAUAAAAGGCCUCCUACUAUUAACUAUGGUUUUCAACCUGUUUAUAAAAAAGAUUUCUACAUGAGGUCUGUUCCAACUGUGUCAAUAAAUGAUCAUAAAUUAUAUGAUAUCAUUUAUCAUAUAAUAUCAAAGAAUCAAAGCAAUUCUUUCCAGGACACAAAUGCACUAUUCUACACAAAUAAAGGAGUUUUCUUCCAUUUUAUACAUAUAUACUGUAUAAUGCUUGUUUAUUUCUUGGGUAGCCAAUGUUUGGAUUACAUUUUGUAACAAGAAAAAAAAACUUGUCUAAACCUAUGAUAUGGGAAUUUAAAUUCAAAUAUUUUCUUGGAAGAUUUUUUUUUAAAAGCUAAAACAUAAAAACACUUGGUGAACAGUAGAGCAAUUAAAACAAGGGAUGUUUGCUAGAAAUAUCCACUUGUAGUUGUUUUGUAUCAGUAUUUUCUGCAUAGUAUUUCUAAAAUGUAAAUGAGAGAAGGGUCUUCUCUACAUAGCAAUGUACAGUGCAACAAUACCUAUAAACCAGGGGUACUUUCUAGUAUCCUCCUGUGUAUAAUGUAACUCAUAAAACAACAGCUUGCAGACA
Messenger RNA from Hemicordylus capensis (graceful crag lizard), 7591 nucleotides. It is a transcript of the gene CCSER1, whose product is annotated as coiled-coil serine rich protein 1. The record is from RefSeq and is a predicted model, not a curated record. Bases 535 to 3198 code for a protein of 887 amino acids. The transcript is spliced from 10 exons. NCBI's taxonomy places the organism in Eukaryota, Metazoa, Chordata, Lepidosauria, Squamata, Cordylidae.